This is a messenger RNA of Xyrichtys novacula (pearly razorfish), 18893 nucleotides long. The record is from the annotation of a GenBank genome assembly. NCBI's taxonomy places the organism in Eukaryota, Metazoa, Chordata, Actinopteri, Labriformes, Labridae.
GGCAACACUGCAUUGCCUUACUUUCUCUGGACUGAGUUAGGAGCCUCUCCGACAACAUCACCGUUGGGGAGCAGCCCCCUAUUUUAAUGUUCAUAUUGUUAUUGAACAAUUGUCCAGGCCUCGGAGACGUAACAAGAGGACUUGUUUUUGCUCAUAUCAGCUUGUUCGCAAACAUAAUAAGACAGGAGCUUCCAGCUCAAAUCUGGGAGACGGUGGAGGAGCCAAUGGAGAGCAGACUGUAUGGAUGCAGAUGAGAUGAGAUGCUAGCUGGCUAACUAGCUACCGAGGUAAGAGCCCAAAGUUCUGGGAUAAUUUAGACUAACUUUGCAGGCGUCUACACAAUGGGUACACAAUUUAAUGCUGCUAGAAAUUAUGUUUUUUUAAAAGAGUAUGUUUUGGGGGAGAUUCUUGAAGGUUUUGAGAAGGUAGUCAACCAGAGGGAUAUCACAAACUUUGAGAAAAUCUUUACAGUCGAGGCCCAGCAGCUCUGCGAGUGAGGGAAGGCAACAGAUUAAUAAAUACCCAAAGACUUUUUCAUCUUUUGUAGUAACUCUUUUAAUUUAAUCUGGUAAAUUAGUCAACUUUAGUUAAAUUUACAAAUGCCUUUCCAAAGUUACUUAAAGGUAAAUGUAGUAGUUUAUAUUGUGAACCUUCUGUUGUAGAUUUCACAUGUGUUUUUAGCUUUGAAAAGGAGGAAAACCACUGAACAAAUAGUAAACAUAAUACUGAAGUCUUAGUUUAUUUCCCACGUUUCUUUCCCUUCCCAUUCAGCAGUUCUUCGUGCUGCGUUCAGGUUCCACAUUGUAUUUAUGGAUGUGCCUGUGGUGUGCCAUAAACUGUGUUGUGAUAUGAGAAGUUAUUAGCUUGCAACAUCCUCUUUCAGCCGAAAUGCACAGAAGAGUUUUGCUGUGAGGAAGAACUAAACUACACUGUUUGAUACACACCUAGAAAGUACUAGAAAUCCACUCAAUAGUUUUUAGUACAAUCUGUGAAAGCUCUCUCAAAUUGAAGUAGUUCCAUGAGUUGGAUUGUGAUCCCUGCGCAUUGAAGUAUUUCUGCUGUCUACACAUUCCUGACCAUUGACCCAGAGGACAAGAGGACAGCAGUAGUUUAACCCCGAAACCCCCCUGACCUGCCAGCAGGGCAGUAAUUACAAAAACUGCCCUGAAGCCAAACUUCAUUCAAACACCCAAAAAGUCCUAGUGGAGGUUUGAAAGCAUUCAGGGAGGACACACCUCUGCAGUUUACAUCUGAAAACUUGAGUUGAAUAUUAGGGUCCGACUAAAAGGUUUUUUUUUGGGGCCGAUUAUUAGGGGGGGGGAUUCAAUUACUGAUUAAUCGGCUGAUGUUUCAAAUUUUUUAUGAAGUUACAAAAAAAACAUAUAUGCUGUAGAUAUCUACAAUAUACUAUAUACUGUAGGCUACUGCUCUUCACGCCGACAGGAAGACUGACUGAUCAAACUUGGACCAGAAAAGCUUUUUUUUUUUUUUGAAUGUAUUUUUAAGUCAGUUACAUCAUUCUCUUAAGUGGCCCUUUGAGUGCAUCUCAGUGAAAUAGCACAUAUGUGUUUAAUCUUCGUCACCCUCAAUGAUAUUUAAAGGAUUUAGUGUGUUUAGAAAAGACUUUGAUUUAUGUGCUGCUUACUUGUCUAACGCAAUGAUCCACAUCAAACACUCAGGCUCCACAUGCUCGGUCAUUUAAGUCACAUGUAGUGAUUUUCACAUCCUCAGGAGCCUAAAUUAGAGCCUUCAGGCAAUAUGACGCUUGGAACUGCAUGAAUGUAGGCUCAUGGGAGGGAACCCAACCACUGUGAGGCUUGCUUUGUUUGCAUUUUAAAGCUUUUGGAUUUGUAGCACAUUAGUGUAACUUUAUAGCCUUGUUUUUAUGACAGCAGCUAGAUCAUUAUGGCUAAAGGAUCUAGGUACUAGUUGAAAACCCAAGCUGCCAAAAAUCGAGGAAAAAUGUGUCUUCUCUUGGCAGCUGAUGGCUCCUCACACAGCAGCAGUAGUCUAGCUGUACAUUAUAAAAAGGACUCAAGAAUAUGUAAAGAAUUUGUUUAGCCAGCUGCUGUGUAGCCCACACAAAGCCCUCUCUCUGUCCCCCUGGGUCUGCUGGUUUAUAUAAACUGACCAUGACAUUCACCAACUGUCUUCUGAGAUUCUGGACAAUGUCUGUGUUGUGGAUGAGUUUGCUUAGAAGUUGUCCAGGAUUACUUUAAACAUUGCCUUAGCUUCAAAGUGCUUUUAGCUGCCGUAGCACUGUUGUAUAACCUUUAUUUGUAGUUAGUUUCCCAUGGUCAGAGAAGAUAUCUGCUCCUCUGCAUGAGCACAUUUUCCUUUUAUCUGAUGAAGGAUAUCGGACUGCUUGGUAUGCAUCACGUUUACAAAAGACACUUUCCUCCUCUGCUGUUACAUUAGCAUACAGGAGCUGGAACUAAUACACCCUCACUCAGUUAUCAGUGUAUCAUCUGUAGGGGUGGGAAUCACUAGUGGCCCCACGAUACAAUAUUAUCAUGAUACUUGGGCCACAAUACGAUAUUAUUGCAAUUUUUAACAUUUUGCAAUACAGUGAGUAUUGCGAUACAAUAUAUUGCAAUUCAUACAACUUUUUCAACUGUUUAGCUACUUUAGAAUUUGUCUUUCCUUUAUGUUUGUCUUAUUUACGCUGUAUUUUAUUUUCAUGUAGCACAUCUUGCAUACCUUUUGUAUAUUUGUUGUACUAACUUUCUCCUGCUCUAUGAUGUCACCUCUGCCAACCUCACUGGACAAACAGUUGAUUUUAUUUUUCCAUUAUCAAAAUUUUGACUUUGUAUUAGUAAUUAAUUUGAAAAAUCAAUACUCGGUAAAUGAGACGAUACGAUAUAUCACCAGACAAAAUAUUGCGAUACUAUGAUGAAUCGAUUUUUUUCUCCCACUCCUAAUCAUCUGCAUAUGGCUAAAACUCAUCUGUUUUCACCACCAAUUCCUGCUGUCAUGAACAUUAUUUAGUGAAGUUUCUGUAGAAACUAUUUCAAAUACAUCUUGACUCAGGUCUAUGGCCCCUUUUCUCUUGUUUUUUUGUGGUGCUGUUUAUUAAUGUAGCCCAUCUUCACUCAUAUCACUACAUGAAAAAAUAUUAUGCACAUGCAUCACUAAGAAUAAAGAAACCCAUACAAAGUAUGUCUUUUUAUAUCAGAUUACACCAGGUCAGGCUUCCUUCUAAAAAUUGUGGAGAAAACUGAGUUUAUAAGUAGGGAUGGGAAUUGAUAGGAUUUUAGCAAUAUCAAUGCCAUUAUCGAUUCAAUUCUUUAACAAUUCCCUUAUCAAUGCCUUUCUUUGAUUUGUAAAAAAAAAUAGACUAUAGGUUUUCACCAUUAACUCAAUUUAUAAGUAUGCAGGUUGAACCUCACCCAUGUUUUGUUGACUGCCUCAUUACAGAGUAACAGCUUUAAACCUAUACCAUGGCCUCUUAUUAUUUCUUUAGAUUGCAUUCUUGGGUUCUCUCUCUGGCAGAAAUUGUUCGUUGAAGAGAGGAGGCUUGCUAGAGCCCAAUAUGUAACAAUGACCCGGAAUGUAACAAUAACAUGAUGUAAAUGUAAUAACUGGUCAAUAAUGUAACUAAAGUGUUGAGCCCAAAAUGUAAUGAAAUAAAAUGUCACAAACCCAUGUGUAAUAACUGAUAUGGUGAGUGGAAGCUCAAAUGUACUUUACAGUAAGCUGCUGGUGCCUUCAUUUGUAGUCUCAGUCUGUCAAUUGUAAACCAAAAAAACACAUCAAAUGCAAAAGAUAUUUGGUAUUUGCAUUCCAUGUGAAUGCCAACAGAGAGGCACCUGUGAACCUAAAAGUAGAACUUCGUUCAUCAAAUAUCUGCUGCCUUGUUUUAUCACUGGGGCUGCUGCUUUCUUGGUGCCGUGUCAUCUGAGAGCUGAUUCUUGAGUGUCUGGGAAUUGCCAAACCUUUUUUUUCCCAGAGUGCAACAGCACCAACAUUCCUGGGAAGCCAACAUGAAUAUUAGGAUUUGAAGUGAAUGUGAGCCAUGCAGUCACAGAGCAGGUGCUGCCUCUGUGUCUCUGUAAAUCAUGCAGGCUGUCCCACCACCAAAAAGUUAGCUUCAUUUUUAGUGCUGGAAAAAUGUUGGACUGGUUUAAGUUUUCUGUGAAAGGAAAGAAAAAGGUGAAGUUACGAAAGUUAUUUACAAAUCUAGGUUCGCUCUUUACUGUACAUGAUUGCUUUUUCAGUUUUACUUGAGAUGAAUGACCAGGAGGUGGCAGCAGGAAUGCAUUGAACUGAUAUUUGAUCUUUGUACCAUCAGAGGUGUCUUUCAUUGAGUUUGUAGUUGGAAGAAACCAGUGAUGCUAAGAUUGCAACAGAGUCAUGGACAAUCAGUUUUGUAGACAUGUGUAUGUCAAGUUUUUGUAUUUGUAUUUAUAAGUAAACAGUCUGAUGUGCUCUGCUCACAUUCAUUUGAUUUCACUCUCUGAAUGUGCUGACUCUAAUUGCAGCUAGUGUACUCAAAUACUUUCACAAAUAUACUUUUUUGCCCCAUAAAAUUACCAAACAUUGUGAAAAACAGCCAAUCUGAAGUAACCAAGGGAAGUGUUCUGAAAUAAAGUUUUCAAAAAGAGCUAAAAUUACAAAAAAAAAAAGAGGAGAAAUUUUGAAUCCACAAAAAUGUUUGCAUAUGCAAAUAAAUGCCCCCAAAUUUGCACAAUUAGCUAAACAUGUACCUAGGACAUGUUCUGACAACCCACCAAUUGACCAAUCAGCUGUAAAAUAGAUGUUGGCCGCAUACUUUCGUCAUAGUUUUUAUGGCACUUUUAUGAAGUAACAUAUCAGUCAUGUUGGCAGCUCCUCUCUUUAGCUCACUGAUAAAAGGACACAGUUAAGCGUAAUUUCUCAGUCUUGUCAUUGUUGACACAGUUUUAGUGUCAGACGGUGACGCUGAGUUAUAUGAUCCUGACUCAAGUGUUCGGCUCUCUGUUUGUGGCCACUCCCCUUCAGCAGGCAGCACUUUGUCAGAGCCUUUCUCUGUCAUUCAUGUCCAGACUCUCAACAGCUUCAGAUUCCUACAGCGCUGAGGGAAAACUUUCAACUCUUUUUGGAUUUGUCACUUUUUGAAUUUCUCUCAAAGUAAGUCACUUUUUCAGUUUCCCAGUGAGCGGUGUUUCAUGUGUUUAUUUCUGAUAUUUUAAUUGCUUUAUCUGGCUGAAUUCAGCUUAAUGUGAAAUAGUCGACAUUAUAUCUUGCUGGUAACUUAAACAUAGACAUUCAGACUUUUUUAUAAACUUUAUGCAAAUGUAGAGUGGCUGUUUUGCCUUAAUAUAAAAAUGAAAAACAAUUGAAGGUUAAGUGCUGUCAGUCCUUGAGUUUUGUUUAUCAUUAAAAGUUUCUCAGCCCCUUCAGGGAGAACCAAGUCUUCUCCUGUUUUUUUUAUGUGUGUUUUAAACAUCUGAACCAACAAGUGUAUUUAAACUAAACUAGUUUGGGGCAAAAUAAUCUAUUCUACAAUAAUGCACAUUCACUGUGAGUUCAUUUAUUUCUGCAGUUUUUGUUCCUUACCUUUCAACUCCCUCUUUUAUCAGUUUGUGUGUGGGAGGGUUGAGAUUUUGCUGAUUUUCAGGGAAUUCCAGGUAUUAGCACACAUGGAACCGCAGGGUGGGAAUCAGGAAACCGAAAACUGACAAAGGCGAAUGAUGGGAAAUAUCAGCUUCAAAGUUCCGAGGCUCUGUAGGUCUGUUUUGUGGGAUUAAAAGAAUAAUUUUAAAACAGUUUUAAGCACUAUGAAAUCAUGAAGUUCAGAAAAUGUUGAUUUACAGAAUAAGUUAGAUGAUCAAUACUGGCGAAACUAACAACAGAAAUCUGCAGCUGUUUUGAUAUUUGCAGAGGUCAUUGAUCAAAGAAAUAGAUCAUUUAAACCUUUCAAAUGUUUUCUCAGGUUUUGAUUUUGCUGUAACAGAAAUACUUUUAGGUUUUUGACUACUAGACCAAAAGAAAACUACUUGAAGUUUCAAAUCAGACUGUGUAGAACAUGUUUUGGGUAUCUUUUGAUACUUUCACAUUGUUAAUACAUACAAAAAAUGUGUUUUUAUUUCUCUUGUUGCAGUCUGUAAGUGCUAAUUUCUGGAGCUUCAACAUUUCUGACUUGUAAGUGGUGGGAUCCACUGAACCUACUAAAAAUGAUUAUGCUUGAGUUGCACACAUUAACAAACUUACACUUUAGUGGUAAUGUGUUCUUUGUAGAAACAUAUAACUCCUUUUUUUAGCAGUUUAGCAAAAGUCUUUCCUCCAAAGCUUGUGCAUGUUUGUUUUUCAGCACUGAAGGGUUGUUUGCCUGAGCUGCACAUUAACUGUUCUCGCCUUAAUUUUGCAAGCACAGCAGCAAAUUAUCUGAGAGUUAAGGGUGUGAAGGCUCCAGUCACAGUCAUAUGAGCUGAGUGGAGCAUGUAUCAUGCUCGGGAUGACCAUGAUGAGGUGAUUCUUGUUGAUCCCUGUAUUCAUGAAUGUAUGGCAACAACAUCAACAAAUAACAGCUCUUGUAUGUUGCUGCUAAUGACUUCAGCUCAUGUCGUCAUUCCUCCAGACAAUGGCUGCUUGGAUUCUGCUUCUACUGCUAGCAGAGAAAACCUCCCCUCACUGUGUCAGGGUGCCAUCAGAGCGACAUUCCUGUGAUCUCUGAGUUAAUGAUCAAACCGAAAAGUUUCACAGUUCUUAUUUUACAUGGCUCAUAUACAUAUAUGGCCCUGCUAAUGCAUCCUGAAACUCUUACCUGCAGCAACUCCAUUAUGACGAUCAUAUGACAUCAGAGGCCAACAAACAGGCCGACAGGAACAGACAGGAAACACCUCAGACUUAGUAACUUGUAUGUGUGCUCAUGCCAUGGGAGACUGUGACUACACCUGGUUAUACUGUCACACCUGAAUCACUACAGCAACAGGUCACAUGAUAGAGUCAUGGGCUUUCUUCAAGAUCAGCGUUAAUGCUGUUUAGAUUUGGGUUUAUUUUUGGAAUUAGACUGAUUAUCAUCCGUAGCAUAAUGACUACUUGCGUGUAAUCCCGAUUAAUAACAUAAAGGGUGUUUUUAUUUUUCGCAGAGUUUGAACACAGAGCUUUUUUUCUUUGCAUUUAAUUUCCGACACAUAGAGAGUCAUUUCUUCCUCAGCCCAAAGUGUGUCAUACUGAACACACUGUAAACUUCAGAUAAACAGCUUAGGCUCUUUAAUAGGAUUUUGUAUUUCCACAUUACAUAGCACACUGUGACCUGUGACAUCCACCUUCAGCCUUGGACCUUGAACCAAUAUCUGAUUCUGCCUCAAAUAGAUACUUGGUGACUCAUACUUGGGGCUAAUUUUUGACUUUUGGUGGAUUAUCUGUGUCGGUAUUUGUUUGACCUAUUGCUGAUAAAAUGUGUUCAAUGAAAAGUCACUUUGGCUACGCUGGCAGAGUGUCUUUCAAUCUGAAUCUGACUUCCCUCUCUACUUUGUUUCACCUAAUGUCCUCCUCUCAACACUUUCUGAUUGACAGAACUGUAUGAUGAUACUGCACUGAAGGUUCAACUGUUUAUUCUUGUAUAGAUGUUGAAUGUUUCAGUUUUUAUUUAAUAGUUGAUCAAAGUAUGAAUUAAACCAAAGUAUUGUAUUGGAGUUAGUAAUACUCGAAAGUCUGAAUUUUGUUGGAAAGUUUUUAAUAUUUACUGUAGUACUGAUUAAACCCAAUCAGUGUUAAAUUUUGCUUUUUUAAUUAAAUAGGAAAAAAAGUGUUUUUUUAUGAGGAAGUUUGCACUUUUUUGUCAGGAAUCAUUUUAAAAAACCACGUCUAGACAACGCCACAUAUGACCGCCCCCCCUUCUCUAAUCCCGGUUGUUACUGGAAUUGGUGCUAAAACUGAAACCGUACUUUACAGGAAAUGGUGAUCAUCCACUGAAGAACAGCAAGAGUUAGCCAACUUAUUUACAUGGAGUUCAACGGAGAGAUCAGUGACACCGACAGCGGCAUCAUUCUCCACUCAGGUAAAAAUUUUCUUCUCACUUCACUUCAAGCGUGCAGCUCUAAAAGUCACAAAAAUGUUUGUGUUCAUUGAUGUUGUGUUCCAGUACUAAAGCUAAAUAACAUUUGUUAGUGAACACCCUUUUAUUUGUCUCAGCAAUGACAGCUUAUAGAGGUGACAUAGUUGAUGCAGUCAUUUAUAAUCUGUGUUGUUUCAUGACUCUCAGUCUUGAUUGGACACCAUCGUGAGACCCAGAGUACCUGAAAUCUAUCUGGACUGCAGAUUGUCUUUGCUUGGUUGCCCAAGUGUAUCGAAAGGACAAAAGAGCAGCUUUGGUGAAUGGUUUAAUUAAUGAGGAAACAAAGUGGAUUUACAGAAAAGUGGAGUUUCUCAUACUUCAGAAGUUUUAAGCCAUUUAUUUUCCGAAUGUUUGUUGACUUUCAAGACUCAAAGGGAACCUAUUUUCUAAAUAGAGAUGACUGUCUGCUGGAGGCACAACAAUUUUUGCCUUACUCUUAAAGUCCCACUCCGACCGUUUUUUUUUUUUACUACUUAAACUCUUUAAAUUGUGAUCAUGAAGUUUUUACCAAAAAUCGUGUUACCUGUGUUGUUUUCAAGGGUUUUUCUUCUGCAGAGCUCCAGUAGAUCAUUAGCAAUUUGCCUCUGAGUUGUUGGCGGAGACAGCGCUGCUCUGCACACUUGUCUUCACGCUAGCUUGCAGCCUUACGUUAGCGGUGUAGUAGAAGUGGCAGGUAACAUAGGAGUUAUUCAGCUCUCGGACACUAAUGUGUUUAGGGGCACGAUGAUGCUAAUGUCAUAAUUAGCUGUCUUACAAGCAUUGCAAUACGCUAACGCACACGCUUGUUCCGCGAUCGUCCUCUGUAUUUCUCGUCUAUAUGCAGAGUGUGGGCUGCAUAGCGGGGCUCCGGGGGUGGAGCUUGGAUUGGUUACAUAUGAAAUCUCACUGUUUCUGAACCUGCAGUUUGAUUCCUGUAGCAUCAGAAAAAUGCCAUAUGAACAUAGAAAAAAAACAAGAGAAUCAUGAAUUUCAUCGGAGUGGGUCUUUAAAGCAAAUCAGGCUCUGUUCUAAACAUGAAAGCUUGAAAGAGUUAACCUGAUACUGUGAGAUACUGCAAACAGUAAGUAAACAGAAACAGACAUGUUACAGAGAGCACAUUUAUCAGAUUACAGAUGAUCUGUAGUUAUGGAAUCUUGCUCUACGUGUAUUUGCAGCUGAGAAAAAAAGUUUUCAUAAAAGACUCAGUGUUGGUCUGUCAGCUCUGUGCCUCCAUGUGUACUCCAGAUUUCAUGUAUUUGAGGAGGUAACGGCAUUUGAACCGAAACAAAGACUUGCAUGUUACCAUCUUUAUUAGGGAGACAAGAUGUCAUGUGAAAACCUGUCAGGAGAUAAAAUGUAUGUUGUCCAUCAUUGAAGAAACAGUGUAGGUGAUCCAGAGAGGAUAUAGACAUUGAUAUAGGCCUGUCUGACUCGCAGAGCACACUUGAAGAAAGGAUCAAAGUUGAUAGACUGGAUUCAGACAUGAUUUCUUUCUUGUCAAAAAGCAGAAGAAUAAAGAUAGAUAAACAACUGUACAAAAAUGUAAAGGUAGCCAUUGUUAUCUUUUGGUUUGGAGAUUAUUAUUUCGAAGCCUCCAGUUUGGGAUAUUGUUCUUAUUUAGCCAUCAGUGACCAUAUUUGGAUGUGGGUCAAGAUGAGAGGUCACUGUUGUAGUGACAGAUGGAGAGAUGAAUGUGAUUGUGCUCAAAGUCUUUGAAAAGACUGUUUCCUUUACCUUCGUUUUUUUUUCUUUAUUUUAUCCGCUGUCAUUACAACCAAACUGUGUCCAAACACUGGACAUGGCAUUUCUCUGUGGUACAAGCUGCUUGAGUAGCUCAAUUGGCUGGCUUGAGUUCUCUAUUAUGUCGCAGACUGGAUGAAGCAUAGUCACGUGAUUAAACAUGGGAUAGUGUGUUAUUAAAGGGACAGUACAUGGCGCACGCAGUAUUAACAGGAUUUUGAAAAAGUAUCCACUGAAAUAUUUGAAAUUAUCUGUGGAGGCAGGAUUAUGUCAGUCAGAGGCUCUGGAUGUUGAUUUUUAAUCAUUAAUUUGCCGGUCUGGUCCUAGUCCUGUUCCUAGAGCUGGUAUUUCAUAGAAAAAAAACAACAAAAAUCCAGAGAAUAGACAGCCUUUUCAAGUCUUUCAGCAAAACAAAAAGGAUAUGUUUGUUUUUUAUGUUGCUUAAAGUAAAAUCGAUAAAUGCCCAUCAGAAAUGUAUUCCCUCACUACACUAACAUUUAGGUUUAACAGGAAGGCUUAAGCAGUCUUGUUUUCUCUUCAUCCGGCAGUGCCUACUGAUUUGUUCAGGCCUUUCUGACAUUCUUUGCACCCUAAUUGAGCCACGUGACGUCUACUCUAUACAAUGAAAAGUUAAGGUCCUGAGUGAAUGGGGGGAUUGUCACUCUGGGACGAGGAAUUCUUUGCUCUAUUGUGGUGCUGUCACACUUCUUUCCUGUUGCACCUCAGCUGUGUGUGAGUACCUGCAGGGAUUCUGUUAAUAAUCUCUGAAGGUAUGUGGCACCCAAUGCAUGUCGCCUGAAACCACUCCCAUGUCCUGCGACUAAUCUUAAUGUCAUUAGUCACCGCAGAUACAGACAGCAGCAGUCUAAAACCCGCAUUGUGUUUAUAGUUACCAAGAUUCUGACUCGCACACUCGCAUGCCACGAAUGAAAACAACUGUAACAGCAACAGGUAGGCUUUGUUGAAUGUAGCCAUUGUGUUUCCUGUAGAGGUCUUCAGAGUUCAUCUGAAAGCAGGUAAUUUAGGUCUCCUUCAUGAUUAGAACCGUGUUUGGGGCGCCAUCGUAGGUGCUCCUAUUUGAACAGGCCAAAAUACAAAACAUGACAAAUACGUCAAUGAGUGACCAAAAAAAGCAAAAGGCUCUUGGUGUGCGAAAUGAAGCAAAAUGCACUGCUACUGCUGAUUUGUGUGAAUAGAAAUUUGUGUCCAUGUGUCUAUUUCUGUUUUAGAAUAAUCAAUCAAAAUGAUUUUUUGUCUGGCAAAAAUAUUUUAAAAUAUGUGCUGGAUUUGCUGUUUUGCUUCCUCUACCAUUAUGUAACCUCUGGGACCAUGAUAUAUUGAAGAGUUAUGGAGUGAAGGUUUAAUUGUUACUUUUUUCAUUCUAGUUGACAUCAAUAACUACCAUGAUAUGAAAUCACUUGUCAAUCUUAAAUGUUCCCUGUGACUCUUAAAUGAGAUAUGAAACAGUGCCUUUUGGUUGUCUUUUGCAAUACAAUAAGCUACUGCACCUGUGAGGUCUUUGUGUCUCUUCAACGUUUUGUCAUAAGGCGUUGCGUUAAAGAAAGCGGACUGAAUGGUCGGUUCAGCGCGGCGCAGACCCGGAGUAACUCCCCUCUUUAUUGGCUAAUCAUUUAGUCUACCAAAACAUGGCAGAAUGCCAAACAUCGAAACGCAUAUUGACCAUGUUCAAUAUCGAUAUCGUAUUGAACAAACGAUAUAGAUCAUUAUCGUUUUAUCACCCAGCCCUACCUUUUACUGAUUAUGAUGUGUAUCCUGUUAAAAUCAAAUGUGUCACCGCUAUGAGUUUCCCCUCGGAGAUCAAUAAAGCUCUUCUUAUCUUAUCUUUCUUUUUUUGGCUCUGGCUACUAAUUACCUCCGCCAAGGAGGUUAUGUUUUCGGUAGCGUUGGUUUGUUUGUUUGUGAGUUUGUUUGUCUGUUAGCAACUUUACGGAGAAAGUUACAAACGGAUUGACCUGAAAUUUUCACCAGAGUUGCGUCUCAGCCCCAGGAGGAUCCCAUUAAAUUUUGGUGGUGAUCCAGACAAGGUUCUGGAUACUGUGAUCCAGAACACACAAAAAUAAGGGUGUUGUUGGAAUUUUCAAUGCUGAAAGAUAAGAAAUGGGCGGCACAGUGGCGUGGAUAGGUGGCACAGUGGUGUAGAUAAGCGGCACAGUGGUGUAGUGUUUAGCACUGUCGCCACACAACCAGAAGGGACUGGGUUCGAAUCCGGGUCAGGGCAUUUCUUAUUUUAGGAACAUUAUCAACAGUGAACAUACCAGUUUAAACACAAAUAAAUGUUAAUAAAAGACACGUAAAAGUAAAGGUUUUGGUGUGAAUCACAAUAUAAGGGGGGACAUGAGCUGCUUGGUGGAGUACUGCGCUCUCUGAGUGCUUUUCUAGUUUUCUUCUUAUUCCUGUGUCGUAUGUUUGAAACAGAAUUUAAAUAAUGGUUAAAUUUAAGAAGCGAGUCCAUACGCUUGUGUCCUGUUUUGUCAUGCAGGCUCAGACAGUCCAACGACACACACCAAGGAUGUGACCACACACACAAGAGCAAUGAAGCUCAAACACCGAGAUCUCCAAGACCGACUGGAGAUCUGCAUACUGGAGCUGAAGAAACUCUGCAUUCGAGAAGCUGUGAGUACAUCAACAGACAAAUUACAAACAAGCAAUUAAAUCACUAAUGAGGCUGUUUACAAUAGUUAAAUAAAAAAAAAACAUCACAGAGUGAGUCACAUAAAAAAGUAGUUACAUAAUCAGGUAAACUGAGACUUCAUGUUCUGGUCAUGUUGCUUUAUGUCACACCUACGGUAGGUGAUUAAAAAGGCGGGGUAGUUUGAUAGCUCUUGUCCUGUAGGUAAACGGAUUUACCUGCAGAAUAAAGCUUUCUGUACUUGUUUUAGGACACAACUCUACUCUGCUGAACAGGAGUUUGAAUAAGAUCAAACCUUACAAAAAAAAAAAACUUUGCCUGGUGUACAUGGCUUUUCACAAAAUAGAUUUUUUAAUUUGUCUAUAUUAGCUUGUACGUGGUCUUUCUGCCUGUCUUGGUGACUGAGAAUGUGGUUUUUACCAUUUAGACACAUUUUGAAGUGAAAUCACUCCAUGCAAUGUGGUUUCACUAGAUGUUUUUAAUGCAUCAAAUCUUUUAGUGGUUCUGUUGGUCAAACCCUAACCGUAGAUUAAAACCCAGUAAGAGAUCUUUGUCACACAUCAACUCUGCAUUUUUAAUCUUCUCUGCCUUCUCCCUCCCAUUUUUUAUUCCCACUGAUCAAAUUAAUCCUAAAAAUGCCCCAUUAAGUCUUUCGAAACCUGGACUCGUAUGUCUUUGAGAGUCUCUCUGUUUGCGUCAGUGCUCCAGGGUGAAAUCCCAGGACUGAUCAUUCUUUCCUGUUGACACUUGGGCUGGGCACUCCUGUUGGGACACGCUCAGGUGAACUAAUGGGAGGCCUCUCCCUGCUCUCAGUGACAAAAGAACAAGUAAUCUUAUUGGCAAUACCAAGAUUUUAGUCUGUCUUUAGAGGUGACUGGGCAGGAGUGACUCAAAGUAACAGUUUUCAUGGAGGUUUUUUUUAUGAGGCCAGUCACUGUGUGUUCUCAUGCUCUUUCUGUUUUUGGGACUCGGAUACUUGAUAAUACUGAGAACAUGAUACCCAAGGAAUGUGUUGUGAAAGGAAAUAUCUGCGAAUGCAGAAUUAUGCAAGAGAUACCUCGAACCUAUGUGCCUCAACAUGUGAAGAAGCAGGAACAGAUACUUGUAGAUCAUCUCAAACAGCCACAGACCUGGCAGAAUCAACUUUUGAAGAUGUGUGCCUUUAAUUCAACAACUACACUCAAAUGACUUAACAGCCUUUGAAGACAUUGUUUUAAAAGAUUCACCGUCACCAAGCCAUCAAUUAUCUUCAACAAAUAAACUUCAGUGCGUGUCUGCAUGUUACUCAGUGCACAGUUUAUAUUUGGGAUGUAUUCUUUGUUUUGUAGGAGUUGACUGGCCGGCUGCCGGAUGAUUACCCUCUGCUGCCUGGCGAGAAACCUCCACAGAUUCGCAGACGUAUUGGAGCUGCAUUUAAACUGGAUGAACUAAACAUCCCUCAGGGAGAAGAGGUAAAAGCAGCACCUAAAGCCUUUAACUUCACAUGAAGACAUUUUCUGAAGGAUGUUCCAGUACUCACACUGUCACCUGUCUCUUGUUGCCCUACUCUAACUAUUCAGGAGUCAGAACUGAGCCUGGUUGAUGCUGAGUUGGCGCUUCAGAUGAAGAUUUAUGAAGCGGCUCGAAAGCUUUGCGAGGAGCAUCACACGAGCAAAGCUGUCAGGAAGAGCCGCUUACUGCAGCGCAAGAGGGAGGAGAAAAAACUCAAACUGCUGCAAGAGAGGGCCUUUCAGCUGCGCCUGGAGCACGGGCGAUCAUCACCACUUCCUGCUUUUAAUAUUGCACAACAAGGUGAGAGGCACUUGGUCAGUCUAGCUUAGGGCUGGUAUUCGACUUGAACACUUUUCACAGUUUCUAAUCAGGUUGACCUUUCAUCUUCUGGUGUUUUUUUUUUUUUUUUAGAUCUGGGCACAUCUGAUGACAGCUCUUUAUCUGAUUCUGUGGUGCAAGACGAAGGUAAGAAUAGCUUUGGCCUCAUCCUCACAAGUAGAAAUAUGUUCCCUCUAAUAGUGAUGACAAUAUUUUAAAAACAAAGCCUCAUAGUUUAAAAGCAGAACAACUUUUGUCACUGAAUGAGUCGACCGUAAAACAUGUUGCAAUGUAAACGUGACGCCACAGAGUAUUGGUCUUGCAGUACUUCUCAAUAAUGAGAUAAUAGAUAAAACAUUUUUGAACUCUUGAUGACUUCUUUCAAUUUCCAUUCUUCUCCAGAAGUUACAAGCCAGUCAUCACAGCAGUCAUUAGGAGGACUCCUCUGUCCAGCAGAGCCAGAUCUCCCACAGCCUCCUCCUGAACCCUCCCACUCCUUUGUAGACGGCCCCUGCAUGUCUCCCUCUGCUGCUCCACAGUCCGCGCUGCUGACCCCGAGCCAGUCUCCCCGUCCAAGCCUUGAAUCUACUCAGAGUUUGAACUCCAGUCCAGCGUAUGACCUGCCUCCCAUCCAGCACUCACCAUGGACGGAGUCCAGUCUCGACCAACCGUACCAGAAGAGCAAGAAGUCGCGCUCCUCCAGCAGGACAAGGUAACUCAGAGCACCCAUCAUGACUCCCAUCCUGCUCUUCUAGCUUUGGUUUUAGUGUAAGGAAAGAGAGUUUGGGAUACUUGGUCGUGGCACUAGAGUAAAGUUAGGGACUGGAAAUGAAACAAACUCUCUAAACUGAAUCAAUGCUGAGUGCACUAUUUCCCAGUCAAGGAGGUGCAAACACAUGUAUAACAGGUGCUUUGGCUGCUUUUGGUUGUGUUUAUUGGAAUUUAUGACAGUGAGGAGCAGGAUGAAGACAGUUUUUCUCUCCACUAAAAUAGCAGCCUAGAUUAGAAAAGGUCCUUUCCAAUGAAAUCCUCUGGUCCCUGCACUGCAAUGUGAAGUUCAUGUCAGAGAUGUUUGCUGUGCAACACUGCCAUCUGGUUUUACACCUGUGUUACUGCAGCUAUGAAGAAACCAUCACCAUAGAGCCAUAAAUCCUGCUGAUUUAUACUGGUAGCAUGACACAGAGGGAGAUUCCAGGUUUUAUUGUUCAGUAUUUAAAUGCUACAAUAAAAACUUCCACCUGUAAUGACAUUAGUUCCUCUUUAUCAGUGUAAGGGAUUACUUUAAAUCCAGCCUCAUCCAUUUACUCAGCAUAAUAUUUUAAAGAAUUUAGAUGUUUGCAAAAACUGAAAAAUUAAAUAUAUAUAUAUUUCUGUGUUUGUGUGUGUGUGUGUUAGCACUCCAACCAAAACCGAGCUGCUGCCGCCAUUGGAGGCCUGCUUACCACCAUCUGUGCAACUCUCCCAUCUGAGGCUGAGCCGUGCCCAGUCCAACAGCACACCCUCCACACCAGAGAUACGUGUUCACAGACAGCUCUCCCUCAGGUGAUCAGCUUUUUUUUUCUCAGAAAAACCUUCACUACUCUCAUGUCUGCAGCAUACCUGAAAAUGUCAGUGUUGUCAUUUAGCGGCAUGUAUAAUGUUGUAAAAUGUAAACAUGAGAUGUACAUAUUUCAAAAGUUCAGCCCGUUCAUUAAGUAGUCAUACUUCAUGCUUUCUGUAUGUAACUGAAUUUCUUGUGAAACACACAGAUUAUCCAACCCUGAAUCUUCGUUUGAUAAAGAACGAGGUCGCGUCAGAGGUCCGAGGAGACGACUGACAGACGUCACAAUCACUUUACCAGAGACUCUGCCCUCUGCUGUGAACUAUGGGAACCUGGCGAACUCGGAGGACAGCAACUCUGAACACUCGUUUACGUCUUACAACAGCUCACCGUGUCAGGAAUUUCCCUGCAGUUCGCCCCAGCCUGCAUUCCCGCACUCCAGCCCAGUUGGCAGCUAUGGUCCUCAAGCCUUCCCACGCACCGGCUUUUACCAUAAUCCCAGGCACCAGUCUAGCCCUGGUUUUCACAAAGCCUAUUACAAUGAUGAAAUGGUCUACCCACCUGAUCUGGACCUGCAAAGAAGUUAUUACGCCCAGCCUGCUCCUUCUACAUCCAGCAGAUAUGAAUAUCGGUAUAAAGACGCCCCUGUUCCUCACCAGAGAGCGCAGAGGCCUGCUGAUAUCAGGCUCUCCCCCUCCCCGGCUCAAUGGGACCAUCCACACUACCGCUCAGCAGGUCUCCCACAGCAAGUAGUGACUGAGCAGCUCAAGUCCUGGCAUCGACGCAGUCAGCUCAAAGCCCCAAGGUCCCGCUCUCUUGACCGACAGGGAGCAGUCCGUGUGAAAAACAUGGCUGCUCGGGAGUUAAACUGCUAUGCGAAUCAAAAGUACCAUGGGCAGGUAAGCUAACAAAAUAAUGACACAAGUUUAAAUGUUUGGAAAAGCUCCUCCUAAGGCCUUUGAUUGAUGUUACUUUUAGCUACACAGAUAAAUCUGGAGCUUCCUCCCCUCUGUCAUUCCACUUCACCCCAUCUCAUUUAUGUUUUUGUGCAGUUUCUAAAUGCCAGCACAUCUUUAGAGGGCCACCUAGGAAGUCAUAUGGAUUUCGUGUCUAUGAAAAUAAUAAACAGAAGAAAAAAAGAGUUUUUCUUUGAAUUAUUUAUUUGUAUGUGAAUGUGUUCUACAGAUUUUCAAGCAGAACUUUGAAAUAGUUGUUUUUCUCAGUGAUAUAGGACAGUGUUUAACGCAACAAAAAAAGCUUCAGUCUUCAUGGAAGAGGAAUUAGACAUUUAUUGUUACCAGUAUCAGGUGUAUAUUGUACAUCGUUUUUGAGAAUUUACAGAAGAUACAUUUCAUCCCACUUAAUUCAAUGUGUCCCAUGCAUCGUAACGUCAUGUUUCUAAAGUCUUGUCACUUCUUCUGUUUUUAACUCUCAGGUUAAUCAAAGACAAGCUCUCCAAAGAUCUGCAGAUGACUCUCAAACACACUGGCUGGUAGAUGAUGGCUCCCACUACAUGAGUCAAGUAUAAACCAUGGCUGCCUGUGCUCGAACUGAAAGACUCCAGCUGCUGUGACUGCCAAGAGAUAGUAGCCAGGAGGUUGAGUUUUGUCAACUUAUAAUGCACAUAAAGUUUUUAAAUCAUCAAGUUUACAUUAUGUUCACAUGUCUGCCUGUAUGAAGACAUACCCAAACCGGAUUUUAAGAAGAAAGAAAGAAAUUUGAACAAUAUGGUGCAGUCCGGAACAAACUGCAGCCUUAAGUGUUUUUUUUUUAAGUUCAAACACCUUCCUGACUUAAGUAGGAAGUUUAAAAUAUUCUUCUGUACUCCUUUCAUCUAUCCCUGAUAUUAGCAAAUAUAGUGUCCAAGGCUGACAUCUCCUAGUUAUUCAAGACUGUUUAAAAAAAAAAAAAAAACUAUUAUUUUUAUUAUUUCACAGAAUUGAAAUGGCCUCAAUUUUCGGUACAUGAUUAUUUGAAAUGUCGAGUAGUACAAUAAGUCAAACUAGUUGGAGACAGCUGGAGUUCUGACACAGAUCUGCACAUUUUAUUAAGAUGAAAACUAAUGUGAAUCUUUUUAUGUAUAUGUAUAUACAUAUUUUUUUAUGUAACUAAUUGUCAUUCUCAAAUUUAAGUACAAGUGCAUAAGGGUUUAUUUCUAGAAGUUCAGAUUUAAGGCUGUGACGUAAAGUGCUUUUUGUACCAAACAGUAAAACGUACCCUGCGACCAUAAAAUCACUGCCCUUUCAUUUGUUUGAGGAUAAACUCAAACAGGUUAUUCUUUUGUAUUUAAUGAGUGACAGUGUUCAGUCUCCUUCCUUACAAAGGUCUCUGAAGGAUUCAAAUUCAUUGUAAAAUAAUGUACAUUUUCAACAUUUUUUACUAAUUUUUUUAUAUAUAUAUAUUUUGAUUGAGUCACCACUAAAAUGAACUGGGGAUACUUAGAUUUCAUUUGUCAACCUCUUCUUGUUUUUAUACCUACAUGCACAAGGCUGUGCUUAUGAACUUGAAUGAUAAUGAAAUAUUUCUGUUGAAACUAGAUAAUGAUCUAAUCAUCUUAUACCUAGAGUAGCAAAUUAAGACAAAAACAGAGUCUUGUUGUUUGGCAGCUAUAUUUGUGUUCAAUUGAGAUGAAAAUGUAUUUAGCCCCAACACAAUCUUUAAAAAGGUCUGUGUGCACAGGUGUUUGAGGCGGCUGAUCACCACACACUAACCUUUAGAAUAGAACCACUGCAACUCUGACUCAACACACGUGCUCGUAACACUGCCAUUAUUUGUUUAAAAUGCAAAUCUACUUUGUGCGUCAGAUGGUUGAUCCUUGAAGGAAAAGAAAUGAGAAAACUACUGUUACCAAAGUUGCAGCACACAGAGAUUUCUCUCACAGUGAUCAAGUUUGUGUAAACUGUCGUGAGAAAGCAUGUAAUUAGAAAAAGACGAAUCUGGUUUUGUAAAAUCGAGCAGUAGCAAAGACGUUCUUGCUGAACAGAAACAAAAAAACAAUAGUGUUACCCUGUGUGCCUCUUUUUUAUUGACAUUUUAUAUUUAUCUUAUAUGUUUAAAUAGACUUGAUAAUGUGUUCUGUUGCUGUAAAAACAAUCAUGUCCUGUGGAAGAACAUAAAUAAAAGAAUAGCAAUCA